AUGAGAUUCUCCUCGAUUGCCUUGACGGCAGUCGCUGCCACGGCCACUGUCGCCCAACCUCACGUCCACAAACAUCGACGCAUGCACGAGCACAAGGAGCGGGAUGUCACCGAGACCGCUUGGACGGCGGGCCCAACCGCCUACGUGUAUAUGCUCAAUGGCAAGGAGCUCUCAGCUGGAGAAGUGUGCGACGGUCUGGAGGGCCAUGAAUUGAAGUUCGUGGAUGGUCAAGAUCCCGGCGUUUGCUCGCAGGUUUCAACAAGUACCUGGUCUUCAGCUUCUUCAACUUCGACCGAAUCGAGCGCUGCACCCUCGACCACUACCUGGUCGGCACCUGCGUCUUCCUCUGCACCAGCAGAGUUCUUCCAGAAACCAUCUUCGUCAGAUUGGUCCAGUCCAAGUGAAUCUGCAAGUUCCAGCUCAGCACCGACUCAAUCUUCGUCUGUAUCCUCUGGCGGCACUGGUAUCAACGCACCAUUCCCGGACGGUCAACUCGAUUGCAGCACUUUCCCCUCGCAGUACGGUGCCAUUUCUCUCGACUACCUUGGAAUGGGUGGCUGGUCUGGCUUGCAAGCAGUUACCAUUGCCGGUGGCUUCGUUAACCACAUUGUGACCGGUGUGUCGGGCGAGACUUGCACGGAGGGAAUGAUGUGUUCCUAUGCCUGCCCUCCAGGAUACCAGAAAUCCCAGUGGCCUUCGACUCAAGGAGCCACCGGUCAAUCUGUUGGCGGCCUCUCUUGCUCUGGCGGCAAGCUUCACUUGACCAACCCUGGUCUCUCCAACAACCUUUGUAUUGCCGGUGUUGGUGGUGUUCAAGCUACUAACAACGCUGGCGGUGUUGUCGCAAUCUGCCGUACCGAUUACCCUGGGACUGAGUCUGAAACCAUUCCAGUCGAACUCCAACCUGGUGAAACAGAACAGUUGACCGUUCCUGAUGCUGCCAGCUACUAUGAAUGGCAAGGACAAUCGACCUCUGCCCAGUAUUACUUGAAUCCUAUCGGAGUGUCUGCCGCUCAAGGCUGCCAAUGGGGAUCACCUGGCCAGAAUAUUGGUAACUAUGCCCCCAUCAACUUUGGCGUGGGUGCCAAGGGAGGUGUGACCUGGUUAUCAAUCUUCCAAAAUUCCCCAACAACCAGCACUCAGUAUCAAGGUACUGUUGAGUUGAAGGGUAACUUGUCUGGAUCUUGCAAAUACUCCAACGGUCAAUACUGUGGUGCUAGCGGAUGCAAUUCACAAGGAUGCACUGUAAGUUAA
This is a messenger RNA of Cladophialophora psammophila CBS 110553, 1254 nucleotides long. RefSeq names its product murein transglycosylase. The record is from RefSeq and is a predicted model, not a curated record. The coding region runs from base 1 to 1254 and encodes 417 amino acids. Gene Ontology annotation, biological process: fungal-type cell wall organization. The transcript has a single exon. Gene Ontology annotation, cellular component: fungal-type cell wall; cell surface. Lineage: Eukaryota; Fungi; Ascomycota; Eurotiomycetes; Chaetothyriales; Herpotrichiellaceae.